Molecule: messenger RNA, 1729 nt
Organism: Oryzias melastigma (Indian medaka)
Lineage: Eukaryota; Metazoa; Chordata; Actinopteri; Beloniformes; Adrianichthyidae
Gene: nif3l1
Product: NIF3 NGG1 interacting factor 3-like 1 (S. cerevisiae)
Exons: 7
Coding region: 144-1421 (425 amino acids)
Cellular component (GO): mitochondrion; cytoplasm
Source: RefSeq, a predicted model, not a curated record
AUUUGUUUAUAUCCCUCAUUUUUCGAUCCACUCUACGGAAGCUCCUGAGGGACAUUUUAACAGUUCUGCAGAAAGUUCUGACAGUUGCAGAGGUUCAUGCUAGCUCAUAAAGUUUCUGUUGUCUUCCUGAAUAUCAUCCACUCAUGUUGACUGGAUGCAGGAAUCUCUUUCUAACUUUUGCAUCACUCGUAAAUAGAAGAACUUGGACUUGUAAAAGUUUCAAGUCUAAAAGUGACCUCCACUUCUGCGCCUCAGCAGCCUCAUUUUUUCCCGCUUCUGUCCCCUCAUCUCCUCGACACCGAACCGUCAACAGCUCAUCCUUUCUGCAUCAUCGUCUCUCCUUCACCUUCCGGCCUCCUCACCGCUACACCGGCCCGAUGGAGCUAAAGGAGACGUUGCAGGUUCUGGAGCAGCUUGCUCCUCUCUCUCUUGCUGAAUCGUGGGAUAACGUCGGCUUGCUGGUCGAGCCGAGCAAACCUCGACCGGUCAAAACCAUCCUGCUGACCAACGACCUCACGGACGCUGUCAUGGAGGAAGCAGAGGCUCUGAACUGUGACCUCAUCAUUUCCUAUCACCCGCCGUUGUUCCGUCCCAUUAAGCGGCUGAAUCAGAAAGAUUGGAAGCAGCGAUUGGCUGUCCGGGCCGUAGAGGCUGGGAUGGCGGUUUUCUCCCCUCACACGUCAUGGGACAGUGUUAAAGGAGGGGUAAAUGACUGGCUGGUUGCAGGCCUGGGCGGCGGCCAAGUAUCUGUGCUGAGUCAGGCUCUCGGUAAUGCCUCCCACUGUCAUAGACUUGAGUUCACGGCGAGGAGCACAGAAGAACUGAACAAAGUGAUGGAGGAACUGAAGGCCUGUGAUGGAGGAACGUCCCUAAUCUCUGCAGGAAGCAGAGCAGACAGCAGUGGCAUCCACGCCAGCGUAUCAUGCAGCGACUCAGCACUGACUCCCAGCGUCCAAACUCUGCUGCAGCACAGCUCACCCAACCAGUCCCUCAGCAUCCUGAAGUUAGAGAAGCCGCCUCUGCCGGGCCACGGCCAAGGUCGACUGAGCGUUUUGGAGCAGCCAGUGACCGUGGCUGAAGCCGUCCAGAAGAUGAAGUCCCACCUGGGGUUGAGUCAUCUCCGAUUAGCCCUGGGAUGGGGGCAAACGCUAGAGUCGUCUGUGCGCACGGUGGCUGCGUGUGCCGGCUCUGGAGCUUCAGUGCUCAGUGGAGUUGAGGCCGAUCUUUAUAUCACAGGGGAGAUGUCCCAUCAUGAAGUGCUGGACGCAGCAGCAAAGGGAACCAGCGUCCUCCUCAGCGACCACAGCAACAGCGAGCGCGGGUUCCUGGCCGUGUUCAGGGAGCGGCUGGCCGUGCGUCUUCCUGACAGCGUGACCGUCGUGGUGUCGAAGGCGGAUAGAGACCCCCUGGAGGUGGUCUGAUAGCUGCGCCGGGGUUCUUUUCUCACUAUUUGAAUCAAAUAAAUAUUUAAAAAAGAAAAAAACAUUUUUUUAAAUGUUUGUCUGAUUGAGCUUCAAUAAAAAUGCAUUCAAGCUUGUGCGCACAAAUGGAAUGUCACGAGAUGAAAGCUGAAGGUGAAGGAUUUAAUCUGUGUAUUCUGUACAUGAGUGACACAUAUUGUGUUUUAAUCCCACUGCGGUCUGAGCCUUUAGGCCUGAAAUUAAUUUAAGGAUCAACAUGUAUGUGCUUCCUAAAGGAAGUAGUUACAUGGAGUACUGUAAAAAAAAAA